CGCCGCUGCGCCGCUCGCGACCCGAGCCGAAUUUUUGUUUACUUUCAUCUGACAGCGUUUUUUUUUCCUCUGCUGAAGGCGAUCUCACUUCGGCUAAACUUCGGAUCUUCUCUGUCAUAAUAAUUUGGCACCGUCCGUCCCGUCGUCGUCGUUCGUUGCGUUGUAGAGCAAGCGGCAGGCAGAAAAGCAAUCAUCUUUUUGUGCUGCAGCAGAUUUUCCAGUGUCUUUGGUGUGUGUUUUUCUCUAGUUAGUGUCUCUCCUGCCGAGUUAAUUAGGCUUUGGUUUGCAGUGGAAAAUUUCCGGAAAACGCUACUAAUUGCAGUGGAUUACUAGUGCAUUCUUGCGGGAACAGAACCUGAUGGAUAUUUACGAUUAAAGAUUUGCAAAUGCACUCGAAUACUUAUCGACGAUAACCAGGCUGUUUCCAGUUAUAGGUGUAAUCAAACUCUUUCGAGUUGUGCUCUAGUCUAGUCCGCUACGGGAGCGCGCGCGAAAGAGUACGUAAGCACGGUAAGCGCUGUAAACCUCCCCCGAAAAGGUGAAAUAAAAAGCACGCGGCCGCGGACUAGAAGCGUAGUUGCCUCGCAAAAUGCCGAACAUCAUUCAAGAUCAUCCUAUCGGUAAACAGAAAAGGCUGGCGAGAAAGUUUACCAAAUUUCAAGUGCUGAACAUUAUCAAACAAUUCACGAUGGAUAAAAUGAAAGAAUCAGCUGCCGGCGAAAGUGGUAUUGGUGGCGGUGGAGGAGGCGGCGGUGGCGGUGGCGGAGGCGGAGGAGGAGGUGGAGGCGCGGUUGGAACCAUGGGUAGCGACGAAUUUCACAGCGAAUUUUACAAUACCGGUCGCAUUGGGCGACGGAACGCCCUGCCCGACAUCCUGGGGUCGCAUUGUACCACGACGACGGCCGACCUGCCAACGCAGAUGGGUGCGCUGAGUACCUCCGAUUGUCCCAGUAAACCCGUCAACGCGGCAUCUGUCGUCAGCGGUAGCAAUCUGAUGGCCAACGCUCCAACGACAUCGACCACCGGAAGUGGUUCCUAAGAGUAGCUCUCCAAAUCCUAGUAUGUAUACACCACUUUUCCCCCCGAUCUACAUACGCGCAAAGCUCGAAAUCGGAAGGCUUCUGAGUUGUAGUAGCUAUCAAGCAAUACGGCUAAGUUCUUUUCGGUAAAGAAUCAAAACAAAACAAAAACUCAGAUCAAUCCGACCCAUCGAGACUAAUCUCACUGUGGUAGUGUUGGUGGUGGUGGCCACGGUAACGCGGCCCUGCCCCAAUUUGUACGAAGGACAAACGAAGGUGUGGAAACAGUUUUCUUUUCUUAAAAUCGAGAGAUCUCGUUUAGUUAGCGGAAGAACAAAAGAGGAAACAUAGGGAGAAAACUAAAAGAUAAAAAGUGCAAAUAACCGACUGAAUGAGCUUGAAGCAUACACACAUUCAAAAGAAAACACGAGUUAAGUAAAACAACCAAGCAACAAACAUCACAAUGGUCAACACAUCAACAGCAGUAUUGUGCAUUAUUUCUUACCUACCUACCCUGACGUCGGUAUGUGUUUGACGACCAAAGAUUUUCAGCACCUUUACGAGUGGAGGGACAAAGUGUGUUUUUGUUUUCUCUGAAGGUUCCGUUUUUCGGAUCGAAUAAGUGCAGUUAUGAAAGUAUAGUGAAAAUGAUGAAACCCCGCUGGAGAUAAAUGUACAUUUCGGUAUCGAACUUGUUUCAAGCACAAAGUAACUGGUAAGAAAAUUAUUUAGGAACUUAAGUCGAAAUUGGCCAUUGUUAGUUUUGGUUUCUCCCUUGACUUUGUGAUCCCCAACUACUUGCACUGUGACCGAAGGAGAUUACUUGAACUUGAUUAUUGAAUAGACUUAGCGUUUAAUUAGGAACUACGUUGCAAAAAAAAAGUUGUAUUGUAGCUUGCAAGCAGUAUGAUUCAAUUUAGUAUUUAUAUGUAAUUUGUAAGAGUACAAAAUAGUUUGAAUAACUUCCUAAUUUACUUAUUGAUGGUGUAGUUCAAAUGCUAUCAAAAUUCAUUGUUGCUUAGCCAUAUUUAGACUAACUUUAGGUAAUUCUCGCUGAAACCACGUCAUCGUUUACUACCUCGUACAUACAAUGCUUUGCUCACUCGUUAGAACUUAGUUUAAAGGAUACAAUCAGACGAAACCAUUGAGGUGAUGCCAAAUUCAUCACGCAAGCCGAGAAGUAUUUCAUCUCGCAGGUCGUAUAAAUUACAAGUAACGAACUCUACCGUUUGCAGAAUCUUGCAGUAAAUCCCACAUCGUGAAAACCAUCCAAAAAUUCCUCCACAAGGAUUUUUCCAGAAAUACCGUCAGGGUUUCGUUCUGUAAUUUCUCUAGAGAUACCGCUUGUAAUGCCUUCCAAGAUAUCUCACUAGAAUUUUUCCGGAUUUUUCGUAGUAUUACUUCGCGAAAUUCUACCGGAUGUUGUUCCAGAUUUCUACCGGCAUUUUCCAAAGAUCUGAAACGGGAUUCCUCUUUGAGAAUGUUCCAGAAUUACGAUCGAUUUCUGUUGAGUUUUUCACAGGGAUUUUUAAGAUUCGCUUCCCGAGGUUUUCUAGGUAUUUCUCCUGAGGCCUUCGCGGGAUUUUCCCCACAGUUCCUCCUGCGUUUUACCCAAAGAAAUUUUCCUAAGAUUUCUACCAGGAUUUAUCCUAGGAUCUUUUCAAUUAUGCACAGGGAUUUUUUUUUGGGGUUUUUCUCAGAUAUUGUCGAACAAUUUCUUUUAGAAUUUUCUCUUUGGAUUUCUCUUGAAGGAUUUUUCCGAUUCCUUUAAGAACGGAUUUCUCCAAAGUUUUUUUUUUUUCCGAGAUAUUCCCAGAGUUUCUACAGGAGUUAUACCUGGGAUUUCUAGUAGAGUUGCUAAAAAGAUAUCUCCAGGAUUUUUUCACUAAUUUUCAGCAGAAGCACCUGGGAAUUCUUCCUGAGGAUUUUCAUAUAUUGCCUCCCCAGAGGCCCUGAUGAGAUUUUUUUUUCGAAAUUUCUCCAUUAACUUCUUAAAGAAAUGUGUGUUAUUUCCAUAGUUUUUCUUGGGAUAUUUUUUAACGACUUUUGCGUGAUUUCUCUUUAAGUUUUACCUGAAAGUUCUCUCGGAGUUUCUCCCGGUACUUGUGUUGAACGAUGUUUCUCAUUUUUUUCCAGAAAUUAUCCUGGACUUUCUCCCAAGAUUUUUACUAGGUUUCUACAGGAGUUCAGGAGUUGCUGAUAUUUUUCGUGAAGCUUUUCCCAAAAUUUGUUUCAGAGAUUUUCCCAAGCUUUUCUCUAUAGCGGUUUUCGAGAUGUCUUGCAGUGAUCCUGCAGAUUUUUUAGCGAUUUCCUGCGAUAACUCCCAGGAUUCUUCCCGGAAUCCCCAUCGUAAACUGUACCGGAAUCAUCGACCUUUUUGGAUUUUCUCUAAUAAUUACUCACAGAGUUUCUGUAGGUAUUUAAGGAGUUUUUCUGUGAAUACGUUCUGGGACAAACAACCUUUAGAAUCGUUUGUAAGGAAUUUCCGAAGAUACAUCGGAAUGAAUUUAUGCCAUAUAUAAAAAAAAUGGCAGUAAUCCCGGGACGAAAUAUUGGGGAAAUUACAGGAGGUAAUCUGAAAACAGCUAAGGAAAAUCUCGGGAGAAACUCCCUGAGAAAUUUUCUAGAAGAAAUCCCUGAAAUAAUUUCUACAGAAAUCUCGGUAAAAUCCAAACUUUUACUGCUUGUUUGAGUCCAUAGGCUUUUUCGUAGUUUGCACACGUCGUUGAGAUUGCUGUUCUUGAAGCCUUGCUUCAUAUAGAUCUUGUUUGUAGCUUCAAUAUAGUCAGAUGACGAACUCGUCGAACAGGCAUCUCUCAAUUAGUCAAUUCGCAACAUUUUAUCAGUAAAGGGCAAUAUAGGGUAAAAGCUCCCUUAGUGGAGGUAGUACCAAUAGUGGUGGUAGUGCCAAUUUAGCACUAUUUCGAACAAAAAGCUUGCAAAUGACAUUUUUAAUAGAUGCAUCAUAACUAAUUAAUAACAUUAAUUCAGUUUUGUGUUCAGGAUUUGCCGAAAAACCUAUUUUAAACAAUUAUUUUCCUUAAAUUUUUUGCUCCUUUGCACCUAUAGUGGUGGUAGUGUUCCUAUAGUGGUGGGUCCCAUAAGAAUUCAAUGGGAUGCGCCACUAUAGGAACCAAUGUUAAAUUUUACCUCCAUAAUAGGAACCGUGUACCUAUAGUUGGUGCAAGUGAUUUAUUAGCAAAAACUUAAAUAAACAAUGUUUUUUACAUUUUUCCUAGCAAAUUUAAGUGAAAAACUACCGAUUAACGUUUUCAGACUUUUUAUUUUGUGAUAUUAUCAAUUUUAUUCAAUUAUUUUUCUACGAGGAGCUACUAAUAGCACCACUAUUGGUACAUUUACCCUAUAACAUUGUAUUCUAGCUUGGUCCUCGAGCCAUAUUAAAUUAGACACCAGCAAAAAGACUGCUUGGUGAUGACUAAGUAUGUAGAAUUCGAGAGUAAGUCUCGGCUUCAUAUAAACAAUUCGCUCUCACUUGUAGUUAAUGGGCACAAACGUGAGAGUGUAGUUGAUUGGCAUCUAAGCCGAAAGAUAGAUUGAUUUGUGAAAAAGGGAGUGUUCAUGGUGUGACCUCAGAGUCAGUUUGACUUUCCGCAAGCGCCGGUCUUGCGAAUACGGAGUCGUGGAUUUUAAUCCCACCAGAACGCAUUUUUUUCACAAAUUCAUCUCUUAAUUUGUCCAUUAGCAACAUUCUGUGCUUUUUCAAUUAAUUACAAGUUUUUCCAGUAUUUUUUGCUUGAAUUGCCUCAUUUCUCUUGAUUUCCUUCUGGUACAAAGACAUCCUAACGUUUGAGCAUUACAAUUUUCAAAUUCAAGGUAAAAUAUAUAAACUACGGUAUGAUUUCAGCAAAAAUUACACAUUCAUCUUUCACUCUCAUUUUCCCGAUAGGAUCCAAUCCAAACAUCCCCAUUGCACUCACGCUUAAUUGCACCUUAUGUUCCUUAGGAGGUUAUAAUGUACGAAUAUAGAAGCGUAGAAAUCUCGUUUAGCAAGAUAGCGACACUUACCCCCUUUAUAGCAAUUUCAACCGGAAAAAAGUUCUGCAUAAGAAUUGAUUUUACUGCUUCUUUGGAAGUAAUAUCUUUUUUGGUCUGAUCGGCUGUGAUGAACCGGAAUUAAAAAUGCCGAUUUUAUGGUCACAUUGACCACUGUUUCCUUAUAGGUUAUUUAAGAAGUGAACCCCCUUGAAAACAGACAAUUUCAAUUUCUUAGACUAACUGCCCAUCCUCAGCUUAAGAAUGCGACGACUACCAAUACAAAUGAAUUCAAAGUGGUGGUCAAUAUACAGGAGGAUCGAUGGCUUAGCGACCCUCGAUAAAGUACCCUAAUUUGAGAAACAUUUUGAACAGAAAGUUAACGAGAACAAUAUUUUUGACAGUAGUAUUGAACAUAUAUUGAAAUCAAGGCAAACACACACAUACACGAGCAGCAUAGAAUCGCAAAUGUAUAUUACUUGCAAGUAAAUAGAUCUUACAGGUGUGUAAACCAAAGCUAGUGACGACGAUUAUGGAAAACGAUCAUGAUACUUACACUUUUAUAACUCUCCAUGUAACUAUUUAGGGAUUGCAACAGAAACAACAGUGUAGGUACCGUGCCGGCCAGUAUUGGGAGUGUGAACGUUCGACAUUAGUGUGUUUAUCUGGUAGGAAUGUAGCGAUCGUUACACAAACUGAUCAUUGUUCAAUCUGUUCAUAGGUUUUCACUUUUCCUGCGUCACUUAGUAUAGAAUUAUUCAGUUCUAUUUUAUCAAGCUUUUGAAUUCUUUUUCAAUCAAUUGAAAACUGGAAAAGCUCCAAUUUUUGAAAAAAAGUUGCUAUAUAACUCAAAUGAUUUGUAUUGAAGUUGUAUUUUGAAGAUAUGCAAGUUAAGACAGGGUUCUGUUUACAAAUGCGUAAUAAAUAGCGAAGAACACUUCAUUAAGAAGACUAGCAGCACUGUUGGAAAUCGGAAGUCACUGUUAGCAGCGCACCCACGGAUGAAGGUCGAACUAUUCAUGAUAGUGUGAGUGUGAGUAAAUAUUCAUUCUCGCAUCAAUACACUUUAAUGCAAGGGUACCUCUUUAGCUCCACAGGCAACGGUGCCGUCGGUGACGCUUAACAAUAGUAUGGGCACGGGAAAAUAACAGAGUUCCAUGUCUUCUUGAUAAAGUAAUCUUCGCUAAUAGUCAUUUUGCAGAAUCCAUCAAGAACAUGUUAAUGUUUUUUUUGAAAUUAUAGUUAUUCAUUGCAUAACACAAUUUUCUUAAAAUCUUACUAAAUCUAUCAUGGUGUAAACUCGUAAUUAAAUUACAAGAUUCUGCAUUUCAAAGGCAUUAAUAAACAAGUGGUAUAAAGAUUACAAAAAAAAAAACCUAUCAUUCAACAGUUUGUGUAACGAAACGUGCAUACCAAGCUUCUGCCCAACAAAAAGUUCCUCCUAACAAACAAAAUUGUAACGUAAGCGAUAAUCUUCGUUAUAACUUCAGGUCAGAUCGUCCGCGACACGCAUCCCACUACUACAACGGUUCUUUGAUUUGGACAGAAAACGAAUUUCGAUAUCGAACGCAGUUUAUUUGUUGCUUUGUUUUUAGCUGUUUGGAUUAGAAAAUUCAAAUUUUAACUAUUAUAUAGGCGAAAACUGAAUGUAAUUUAGCAUUGAUUGGGCAAGCUAGUGAAAUUUAUGGCGGAUUGCCAUUACUGUUUGCAAAUUAUGUGCGGUCAAAACAAAAGCCACUCAACGAAUGGAAGGCUAGGAAAGAGUACCGAACAACAGAUCAGAGUAACGACUACAAGCGUAACAACGUAACAUUUUUCUACCAUUUUCUAACCUAUAGAUAUUCCGCUAGAAUCACGUGCAUGAUCCAAUCCAAGUCUUAUACAUAAUGUGUCAAUUGUAUUGAACAACAAAAUCAAACAAAACUAAAUAACAACAAACCCAUGUGUAAUGAACAAACAAACAAAAUGAAAAUGUUGGUAAUAAUUUUGACGAUGAGAGCGUAACAAUCGAAAUCCUAUAGAUGUGGUGAAGAGUGUGUUUGUGUGAUACAUCGAUGUGGAAAUCAAGCUCCAACUCUUGAAGUUGGUGCAAACAAAUAAACAAUGAGUAACAAAAUCAAACAAAAUGAGAGCAUUUUCUACGUUGACAAACACACACACAUAAACCAACUUGACGCUAUAGAUACGGUUAUUGUAUUAUUAUUAUUACUGUAACUUAUAAUUAUUGAUACAAUUGUAUAUUUACAUGAUUAAUGAUUAUUUAUUGCCGGAACAAUAAACAGUGAACAUUAAUGCGUUCGUCAAUAAACUUUGAAAAUUUGCAGUUGCAUACUGCGUCCGAGGCGAAAA
Molecule: messenger RNA, 7361 nt
Organism: Aedes albopictus (Asian tiger mosquito)
Lineage: Eukaryota; Metazoa; Arthropoda; Insecta; Diptera; Culicidae
Exons: 5
Coding region: 590-1039 (149 amino acids)
Biological process (GO): negative regulation of cAMP-dependent protein kinase activity
Cellular component (GO): cytoplasm; nucleus
Molecular function (GO): cAMP-dependent protein kinase inhibitor activity
Source: RefSeq, a predicted model, not a curated record